Molecule: messenger RNA, 1080 nt
Organism: Truncatella angustata
Lineage: Eukaryota; Fungi; Ascomycota; Sordariomycetes; Amphisphaeriales; Sporocadaceae
Exons: 3
Coding region: 1-1080 (359 amino acids)
Biological process (GO): regulation of DNA-templated transcription
Cellular component (GO): nucleus
Molecular function (GO): DNA-binding transcription factor activity, RNA polymerase II-specific; zinc ion binding
Source: RefSeq, a predicted model, not a curated record
AUGGAGUCUCGUGGGGUUUCUCGUCACAUGGCUUGUAAGUCCUGUCGCGAUCGCAAAGUUCGAUGUGAUGGCGACCAGCCGGUUUGUGAGAAAUGCCGUCAGAUAGGCGAAGAGUGUGUCUAUCUUCAAUCCUACCGGCCAACAAAGGCUGAUCUCAGCAAUAUGGUGGGAAAAUUACAGCAACGUCUUGAGAGGGCUGAGGUACAGCUGUACAAAAUCGACACCCAAGCAAACCGGGCCCAAUAUCCUUUCAAUGUUGCGGCCGGAGUAGUUCGGCCUCUACCGACUAACCCGUUUGUGAUGUGUCCAGAGGUCUCAGGAUCUUCAUCAGGCCAGAUAAACUUUCCAGGAUAUCACUCAUCAGGGACAACAACAACCCCUGGGUUGGCUGAAAAUGAGUCUCUCGGCUAUCAUGCGGCAGGCACUUGGCCGGCUAUAAUCAAUGAUUUGGGACAGCCCCAAGUUGAGAAUGCAGACAUGCCGGACAGCACCAGAAGCGGCGUUGAUGGUCGAAUACCAAGCCUCCAGGAGCUUAGACAAUUAAACUCAGUCCCGACCCCUGGUUCAUUUAAUAAUUACCACUGGUCUCCACCAAUACAGGGCUCUCAACCCUUUCAGAAAGGAGCAGAAAGUUUUGCUCUUCCUACAGAAGUCACGAACCUAUUCGCCGAUAUAAUCACCACCCAAGCAAAGAUAGCAGGCAUCUCAUCCGUCGUUGCUGAAUAUCUAGCAUGGGUUCGCCGGGCCCCCAAAUCGGACAGCAUUGAACUACUUCAGACACUGGAGGAUCGCAUUCGAGAAAUACACGCAUUGGCUAAAACCAAGGAUUGGGGAACCUUGCCAAUGAUGCCAGAUCCUACAAACCGGCUGGACUCAGCAAUAAGAUCAUAUCUGGGCGAUCUAGGAGAAGAGGUGUCAAACAUCACGUUUGAUCUUGACAGAUUUUUCACAAACAAAUAUUGUGUGGAUAAAACCCUGUACGAUCAAUACCGGCCAUCAAGUAGAGGAGGAGGGCGAACUCCCGCCAACACAACCAUGAUCCUUGAAGCUCAUCAAGACGCUUGGAAACAGGGCUACUGA